This is a messenger RNA of Anguilla rostrata (American eel), 3954 nucleotides long. It is a transcript of the gene paf1, whose product is annotated as PAF1 homolog, Paf1/RNA polymerase II complex component. The transcript is spliced from 15 exons. The coding region runs from base 650 to 2245 and encodes 531 amino acids. Gene Ontology annotation, molecular function: RNA polymerase II complex binding; chromatin binding. Lineage: Eukaryota; Metazoa; Chordata; Actinopteri; Anguilliformes; Anguillidae. The record is from RefSeq and is a predicted model, not a curated record. Gene Ontology annotation, cellular component: Cdc73/Paf1 complex. Gene Ontology annotation, biological process: transcription elongation by RNA polymerase II.
GUUUUUGUAUUGUGUCUGUCAAAGGACAGAGGAUCAACGUUGUGUAGUUUACUGAAAUCGUAAAUGACAUGUAUAUUCCACGCAUCAAAGUUACAUGCGAGUGUAUACAUAAAUGUUUUGCAAAAAAUGUGUAUUAGUCUGGUAUUAGCUGACGGUGAAACGUCUUUCAAUUUCCCUUCAAAUUAAUUCCCGGAAAAAACUUGGUCUAGAAAGUAAUUUAACGACACUUAUAAAUAAGAUCACUUGAGAUUGAUUAUGAUGUACGUUUUUUAUUAUUUAGGAAGUAAAAUGAGUUCCUGUAAAUAACAGGCCUACGCUUUGCUGCUGUUUUUUUAACUCAGGCAUUUCAUUUAGUUGUCCGUAAGGUAAAAAAGGUAAAAAGAAAGUGUAUAACGGCAAGAUGAUGGAAAGUCUUCACUUAAAAAUGAUGCCCUGCUGGGUGGAUUGCUCAUUAACUUGACCACUUUACCAAAGCGACCCAAAAUUGAACCGGAACUUCUUAGCAGACCAAGGGAAGAAAAAAAAGUGUGUGAUCCCCAGAGUAAUAAACAGUCUUUCCAUGGGUCUUACUGCUGCCAUAGCGGUGAGGUUCGCAGGGCGAAUGGAAACUUGAUAUUACAUUCAGCAUUGUGGUGAAUCUACUGUAAAGAUGGCGCCAACUAUCCAGACCCAGGCACAAAGAGAGGACGGGCACAGGAGUACUUCACACAGAACUGUUCCGGAAAGGUCUGGUGUUGUCUGCCGUGUGAAAUACUGCAAUGGUCUCCCGGACAUCCCGUUUGACCCGAAGUUCAUCACGUACCCAUUCGAUCAGCACAGGUUUGUGCAGUACAAAGCUACUUCCCUGGAGAAGCAGCACAAACACGAGCUGCUAACUGAACCAGACCUGGGCGUCACCAUCGACCUCAUCAACCCCGACACUUACCGUAUUGAUCCAAACAUUCUAUUGGACCCAGCUGAUGAGAAAUUAUUGGAAGAGGACAUCCAGGCUCCAUCUAGCUCCAAGCGAUCCCAGCAACAUGCCAAAGUGGUCCCUUGGAUGAGAAAGACUGAGUACAUCUCAACCGAAUUCAACCGAUACGGUGUCUCCAAUGAGAAAGUGGAGGUCAAGAUCGGUGUGUCUGUCAAGCAGCAGUUCACAGAAGAGGAGAUCUAUAAGGACAGAGACAGCCAGAUCGCAGCCAUUGAGAAGACAUUUGAAGAUGCGCAGAAAACAGUCACACAGCACUACAGUAAGCCCAGAGUCACUCCAGUGGAGGUCCUGCCUGUGUUCCCUGACUUUAAGAUGUGGAUCAACCCUUGUGCUCAGGUCAUCUUCGACUCAGACCCUGCUCCUAAAGACAUUUCGGGUCCCGCUGGUGUAGACAUGAUGUCUCAGGCCAUGAUCAGGGGAAUGAUGGAUGAGGAGGGCAACCAGUUUGUGGCCUACUUCCUGCCCAACGAGGAAACCAUGAGGAAGCGCAAGAGGGACUCGGAGGAGGACGUGGACUACAUGCCAGAGGAAGUGUAUGAUUACAAGAUCGCCAGAGAGUACAACUGGAAUGUGAAGAACAAAGCCAGCAAAGGCUAUGAGGAGAACUACUUCUUCAUCUUCAGAGAUGGUGAUGGCGUUUAUUACAAUGAGCUGGAGACCAGAGUGCGGCUGAGCAAGAGGAGAGCCAAGGCCGGAGCGCAGUCCACCACCAACGCGGUGCUGGUGUGCAAGCACCGCGACAUGAACGAGAAGGAGCUGGAGGCCCAGGAAGCUCGUAAAGCUCAGCUGGAGAACCAUGAGCCUGAGGAUGAGGAAGAGGAUAUGGAUCUGGAGAAGGAUGCACAGGACUCCGGCGAUGAGAAGGAGAAAGGCAGCGAGAGUGAGAACUCAGGGAGCGAGUCCGAGAGGGACGAGGAGGAGGAGGGCAGCCGGCGGGGUGAGGAGGAGGAAGAGGAGGAGGAGGACGAGGAGGGCGCCAAGCAGCGGCGGCGGCGCAAGGGCAGCGGCAGCGGCAGUGAGAGUGGCGACGAUCGGCAGACCCGCGAGAUGCGUGAUGAGGAGGAGAUCUUCGGCAGCGACGACGACAGCGAGGAGGAGGAGCCCAAGAAUGGCAACCGCAGCAGUGGGAGCGAGGAGGAUGAGGAGGAAGAGGAGGAGGAAGGGGGCGGGAGGCGGAGCCGCAGCAGCAGCGAGCACUCGGACGCCGAGCACCACAGCGGUAGCGCGAGCGAGCAAGCCUCAGACUCCAGCGAAGCCAGCGACAGCGAGUGACAGGCCACACCCUCGGCCACGCCCACUCCCCCUGUGUAACUGGUACAUCCAAGCUGCAGCCUCUACCUCAUUCAGGGGAGUUGCUCAUUUUUUUAGGAUUCUGUCCAAAGGGGGGAUUUGUAACAGGGGUGUAGAGGCAAAUGCAGCUCAGCUGGUUAUGGUUUUUUGUUAUUUGAUUUACAUGAAGUUUAAUUUAGGUGUUGUAGUUGGAGUUCCCACCAUUGUUUAUAGUUUGUACAUAAUUACAUUUAUUCUGUUAAGUCUCUCUCUCUCCAUCAUUAAAUCACCCUUUCUGCUGCUUCCAGCCCGUUACUUAAGCUUUGAACCAGGUUGUAUUGCCUUUGGGUCAUAUUUAGCUUCCCGUUUUGAUAUGGAUAUUAUUAUAACGUGCAUCGAUGGCAUAGAUGCCACUCUACUACUCUGAGGCACCGGUAAGGUUGUCUAGGAAUUCAACCUGAUAAAUGUUUUUUUUUGGUUUUUUUUUUUUUUUUCCACCAGCUUUCAUUACCUGUCAAAUAACAGAAUGUGGAAGUGUAUAUAUAGCAAUAAAUGAGGUUAUUUUAUUUUCCUUGCUGUGGCAUGAAAGCACAAGUAAAGCUGAAAGUGCUUUUUUUGCCACCAUAACUGGUUCCACAUGGGACAUUCCUCCUGUCUGGAGUUUUAAAAAAGGAAACUUUAUUACCUUUACAUGUGCCUGUGUUUGGAGUGUGUUAGUGCUAGCUGCUUACACAAAGGAACAGCUGCCUGUUCCUAAGUAUCAUUUUACAGAGGCGGACUGCAUUUUUUUUCUCCACACUCAGCACUGCAAGGUGAAAAAGCUUUUAUAAUCCAAUAACGGCAGCCUCUGAAAUUAAUUAAGGUCUGCAGAGGAAGAAGUUUCCUCUCUAGAUUUCCAUAAAUGCCGUAGUAUGUUCUUUUUGGUCGUUUACCCCUAGCUUAGAGCUAAACACCGAUCAUGCAUAUUAUGCACAUCAGAGAUUGGUGCAGUUAUUGAGUUCCAGUUGCACUCAUCUGUCAUUUGUAUAAUGUUACAGUGUAAAUAAACUGGUUUUGCCCUUUAAGCACCGGCUGGGGAAAGGUCCAUUUGCCCAGGCUUACACAUUGGUCAAAGAUGCAUCCAUGCUUUUUAUUGCAGGGGGAAAUUUCCACUUUUUACUACUCAUCAGAAGAACAUUCUUACGCCGGUUUUCUUUAUUUCUUUAUUUUACUUUCCUGGCAGCCGGUACUUUGGGUUGUGAGAAUUCCCUGAAGGUGAUCUUGUGUCAUUAACAUCUUUAGCGGAAGAAAGCCAGUUUCUCUUUCAGCCAUUCCUCUGACAGGUCGUCAGCGUUUCGCGUCUCAAACACCUGGGAAAGAGAGAUCGACACAGCGUUAGGAGCAGAGAGAGUUUUUACGCCUGUCCUACUGUGGGCCACAGUGAUGUAUUGCCUCCUUAAUGGCUAUUUGCUGUUUUGGGGAGGCAAAAUGGUUCCUGUUGCCAUUACUUAUUGAUGGGCUGGGCAUUAUACACCCUGUAAAACCCGGUGCGUCUGUUACCUUGGUGAGCUCAGCGAUCUGCACCAGCCGGUUCUUGCUGCCUGCGUACAUCAUCUGCUGCUCCGGCUUGCAGCCUGUUAGGGAGGGAUACACACUGGGUUCAAAGGUCAAACAGUGCCAAUGUUGGGAUGAUUAAAGUACAAUUAAUUCAAAUUAAAAACUUUCAAAAAUAA